Messenger RNA from Penicillium egyptiacum, 1800 nucleotides. The record is from the annotation of a GenBank genome assembly. Lineage: Eukaryota; Fungi; Ascomycota; Eurotiomycetes; Eurotiales; Aspergillaceae.
AUGUCGAUCACAUCCCUGCCAGUUGAAGUUAUGUCGACGGUCUGUAGCUUUCUACAGCUCUCUGAAUGGCGAGCGCUUAGGUUGUCAUGUCGCGCACUUCACAGAAUAUCCCUCGAAGGAUUUUCCAUUCAAUAUCUCAAGAGCAUUUGCUUCAUUGCGACAAGCGAUAGCCUUGGAGAACUAGAAGCACUCGCCGAAACAGAUGGUAUUCGGGAACGAGUUCAAGAGUUGUGGAUGAUUCCAUCCGUGUUUGACGGCUCUCAUGCAGAAAGUGAAAGUUCUAUUUCCGAAUUUGCCGUGUCAUCGAGGAGUUGUCGCCCGGUAUCUAAUGACGAACUAAAGGCUCGUUUUUCAACAUAUAAAGCCUUGGUUACAGACAAUUCUAGUCUUCUAGAAUCGGAGGCCUUUAGCAUUCGGCUACGCAAAUGCUUGGAAAGGUUCGACAACCUUGACACGGUUGGACUUGCACAUUACACGACGAGCUUUUUGCUCGACCCGCGACAAGAAAAAGUCCGUUUCCUUGGCUGGCGCCGCCUCAUUAAUCAAAUCGACUUCCGAUUCGGGAGUAAGGACCUCGAGCCGCUUCGUGGUAGCGGAAGCGUAAUGGACAAGGUUAACUCUUUAGCCGCGUCAAGGCUUUUGCAGGCGCUCAGUGGAACCAAUCGGAAAAUCAGGAAGUUACAGACAUGUAAUCCUGAUUGCUGUAGUAAUAUUGCCCCCAAAAUCCUCCUCACAGAAGAGCAAUACAGCUCUGUUCAAUCCGUUCUGGGUGAUUUAGAGGACCUCCACGUUUGCAUAGCUUUCAGAACCACAAAGCCAGCUUAUGCCAUGAGUGCAACGACCUGGAUCACUCUGCUUAUCCAUGUUGCUCCCCGCCUAGAAAGACUUGCUCUCUCGCAAGACUAUUCCCUUGGAGAGCUUUCUAGCGAAAUCGAAUUCAAUCGGCUCAAAGAGCUCCAUCUCCAUAAGACUUGCAUCAACUCUAAGCAUUUGAAAUCAUUGCUCCUCAAAGCCAAGGAAACCCUCGCUAUUUUCACGAUUUUUGAGGUGAUCAUGGAGGAUACCUCACCAUCAUUGUUGCCGGAUUAUCCAUCAAUUUGGUAUUCUAUAACUCCAGCCUGGCUUCGUUCACCUCCAGUCCCUAUUUCUACAAUCACAGAUAUCUAUGAUCCAAUCUUAUCAACUCACAGUCCGACUCCAACAGCCUACACUCCAACUCCAACAGCCUACAUCCCGACCUCAGUAUACUACAAUCCAACCUCAGCAGCCUACACUCCAACCUCAACAGCCUACACUCCAACCUCAGCCUACACUCCAACCUCAACAGACUACACUCCAACCUCAACAGACUACACUCCAACCUCAAUAGACUACACUCCAACCUCAGCAGACUACACUCCAACCUCAACAGACUACACUCCAACCUCAACAGACUACACUCCAACCUCAACUCCGUAUUAUACUCAACCAGCCGGACAACUACCACCCGGACAAACUUACAUCCCUUCAACCCCCCACGUACCCUCCGGGAAUCAUGAGGAUGUUCUUUGGAAGUCGGUUUGGAAUUUCUUUGGAGAAAAUCUAUCGCUACAGAGAUUCUCCAUGGCAAAGAUCGCCGACCGCAGCCAUGAGAUCUCUAUUCAAAGCACAGAUGACUCGAUUGAACCUAGCGACAAGGCUGUUUUUGAUGCUGAAACUGCUGGAAUUUCGUUUCGUCAAUGGAUCAGCCAAUUAACCCCUAUGCAUUUACUGGAUUCACCUAGUAUUCAAAUGUGGCCGUACGACGAUCACAGAAAGUAA